Messenger RNA from Xenia sp. Carnegie-2017, 3594 nucleotides. RefSeq lists its product as uncharacterized. The coding region runs from base 527 to 1414 and encodes 295 amino acids. The transcript has 8 exons. NCBI's taxonomy places the organism in Eukaryota, Metazoa, Cnidaria, Anthozoa, Malacalcyonacea, Xeniidae. The record is from RefSeq and is a predicted model, not a curated record.
CUUCCAGCAUUUUACUCAGUCUUGAAUUUCAGCAUUUUAGUUCCUCUUGAAUAUGUGCAUUUCAGCAUUUUCGUUCCACUUGAAUGUAUGCAUUUCAAAAGAAAGCAUUGCAAAGAGCCGAAGAGAUUUUGCACUGAACGGUAAUCAUCACGUAAAGUUUGCGAUCUUCCGUUUGUAUCGACAUCUUGAAAUGUGCACGACCACUUGUUUCAUGAAGAUAAGUACUUGAUGACGAUUUGAUUUCAACAAACACACAUCAAGCAUCCCCGAAUACUUCCGUUUCGUAACAAUUAAUUGACGAAUAUGUUUAUUUCAUUCAAUUAGUAUUCUAAUUAAAGAUCGUACAUUCUAAACGAAAACGUAUGAUGUUAACAGGGGCAAAGCGAUUCUUACCGCCGCUCACGAGCAUAUAAUGGGAACGUUUCGCUUAUCAACCGGUUUAUCUCGAAGGGCCAUCUACGUGAGGUCUUUGUUAGACAUUCAAACCUGACGUUUGGUGUCCGCAUUUAUUGGAAACAAUCAAGAAAUGGUUGGCUCUCGACGCAUCAAGUCGCGUGCUCUUACGGCGUGUUUUUUAUUUUCCAUUAUUUUUCUGUUUUAUUUUAUAAGAAGCUCACACAUUUUGCUUCGCAUGAUCCCGGAUCAUGAUGCAACUCCUGGGACGUCAAUGCCGAGGUCUUUGACGAACAAUGUUGAAGUCGACCUGAUCGUGGUUGAGGAACAUCAUGAAGUUAUGGAAUAUUGGUUCGAUGCGGCAAAGAAGGGAAUAAUACCACAGACAGGAAAUAUUUUGCUUCACGUUGACGCCCACAGCGACAUGGCUCCACCUGAGAUGAACGAUAGUUAUCCUUUAUUCAGACGACCCAUAAAUCAACGCGAGCUUAAGGCGAUGAUGCAAAGUAACGACAUGUUUAUACAGGCAGCGGCCAUGACAGGAUUAUUUCAAAAAAUCAUCUGGGUUUGGCCAUCAUGGGACGAAGGUGAGCACCGCUCGUACGACAAAAUGGUAAAAUUUGGUCUCGGACUCACGGUUUCCCCAAUAGACGGCGUAGAAUAUUUCUGCGCAUGUGUGUACGAAGGACGCGACGUAUCGCUUUGCAAGUUCACGAAUCGCACGAUGUUUGACGCACAUGGAAAUUAUAACGGUAGCAAAAUCGAUCCCAAGCUUUGCAAAGUCAAGGUUGAAAUCGAUGUGGUAGAGAUUGCCGAUUACCUGGCUUUGAAUAAGCUGAUCGAUGGAACUCUUAUCCGCGAAGAUCCACCUCUCCGGAGUAAACCGGCUGAUAGGGUGACAUUAAAAGCUUGUGAACAUGAAAAAUUACGAGAAGCGAAGUCGCAACUUAAUUCAAAAAAGAAAGCAUCAAAAAACAUACAGUUUUGGAAUAUUGGUUCGAUGCGGCAAAGAACGGAAUAAUACCGAAGACAGGAAAUAUUUUGGUAAGGUAAUUUGAUUACAUAUCAAUGAAAGACCAAUUAAUAAUGUUCAUGUUUGAAAACAUUGUCCAAUCACAGCAUGGUCAUUUGGCUUUGCUAUAGACUAAUCUAUUUUUCGAGUUAGCUAAACUUAUAAAGUUUUCGAAUUUCUGUUCAUGAAGUGUUUUACAGUUAGCACGCUGCUGUGCUUCCAAAAAAAGAAUUAUUUUUGAUUGAAUAAAUAUUAGUGCCUAGUACAUUGCUUAUAAAAAGGUCAUGACACGUUAGGAAAAGGUUUAUUAGACAAUGCUGAUGCUAUAUACAAUGUAUAUAAAUAAGAAUAACAUAUAUUAAAAUGUGAUCUGUGUAUGUCUACAUAUCUGGAACGAUAACAAAAUUACCCGAUUGCUAGGAAUAGAUUCAAAAUUGAAGUCUAACUUCAAGUCUCUCGCGCGGUUUGCACGUCAGUUCAGUUCGGUUCCAUUCCUCUGAAUCGAAACCCUUGAACGUCCAUUAUGAAUUUUAAUGCUUUUGGGAAAACAGAACCACGUCAACGACGAGGAAUGAUGGUGACAACCAUUUUUUGCCUUCAGUUUUUGUCAUCGUUUAUCGUUACAGAUAUUUUAAUAUCAAGUUCAGAGUGAUACAAUGCUUACCUCUGUUACUUGUGUUAACUCAGUGUUUACCAGUGUUUACUCAGUGUUUAACAGUGUUUAUCUCUGUUAGGCACAAAAUACUGACGUAUAAUAAUAGCAACACAGGUUAUUACUCUGAUGUUGUCUGUAGCUUCACAUCGACGCUCAUAGCGACAUGGCUCCACCUGAGAUGAACGAUCGUUAUCCUUUAUUCAGACGACCCAUAAAUCAACGCGAGCUUAAGCGAUGAUGCAAAGUAACGACAUGUUUAUACAGGCAGCAGCCAUGACAGGUUUAUUUCAAAAGAUCAUCUGGGUGGCCAUCAUGGGACGAUAGUAAGCAUUACUCUGACCACAAUAUGGUAAAACUUGGCCUCGGAUUGACGGUUUACCUAAUAGACGGCGUACGAUAUUUCUGCGUAUGUGUGUACGACGAAUUGGAAUGCAGAUUCAUUAAUCGCACGAUGUUUCUGAUUACGGAAGGAUUAUAAUGGUAACAGAAUUGACUCCAAGAUUUGCAAAGUCAUGGUUGAAAUCGAUGUGGUAGAGAUUGCUGAUUACCUGGCUUUGAAUAAGCUGAUCGAUGGAACUCUUAUCCGCGAAGUCUGUGCUUCUUGAUAUAGACGAAGAUUAUUUCGGCGUUGUACUUCGGGGUCAUACUCUUCUCGAUGUUGGAAUAUCAUGGAGUACUGUGGACGAAAUCGAUGAGAUAUUGAGUGAGAUGUUUUGCCCGGAUGUUAUCGCUCAUGAAGGUGUGUCGAAUCACUUCAUGCAACUUCUUUUAAGUUUAUUAAUUAAACAUUGUAAGUCCAAUGAAACUGAUUCGGUGGAAUGUGCGAUACCAGAUACGCCACAGAACAAGCAGUUUUCGGCCGCAGUGAGUCGCAUCAUAAAACGAUAUCUCGGUAAAGACAUAUUUUGCGGAGCGGAAGGUAACGAUUUUCAAAAACGCUUCGAAUUACUCAUCGAACUUUUCUUGUCGUUGAAUGUCCAGCAGUUACGCACAUGCGCAGAGAUGGGCUUCUGCAUGCAAACUUCACCACGUUCUUUAAGUGUGAAUGGGUUUUCGUUGUGCCAUGGUGCCAACCCACCAAACUCGACCAUUGUAACCCAACGCACACCUAGUAAAAGCGAGUUGAUUUUGCGUUUAAAGCGUCUGCGUCGGAUGCUGCACAAAGAUAGAUACCCGAAUCCCGGUAUGGUGACUGUAUGCCGGUCGGUACGAGAUGGUCACACUUACGUGAAUUAUUUUGAAGACAUCGAGAAACGUUUGUUUAAAAUAAUCGUAAGUAAUCGACAUGACGUGAAAUUCAAGGUUAUUUACGAUGUUAAUUUAUUGGGGGUAAAGGUGGUUGGUCAAAAAGGCAUAAGACCCAAACGUAUUUGCAGGUUUCUUUUCUUAUAUACUCUAUGAGGCAUAAUUUACUAAACUGCGGUGUUUCAUCAUGAAUGUUCUGUAGAGGGGACAUGACACGAUUAUUGUUAAUUUUUCUCUUUAAAAAGAACGCAAAUAUCACUCCUUUCAAAGAAACUGAGAUGCAAAAGUA